Linum tenue is the source of this 1854-nucleotide messenger RNA. Lineage: Eukaryota; Viridiplantae; Streptophyta; Magnoliopsida; Malpighiales; Linaceae. The record is from the annotation of a GenBank genome assembly.
AUGCAGAACACCUGCCCCAAAUAUCCAUCUCCCCAUAUCCCUAAUUGGAAGAAGCAACCAAUUGCCCAGACUACAUCCGCCCCGAACAUUGCAAUUCAAUUCAACCGGGUGCAGGUUGGAAGAUGGUUUCCACCUGGAAUCAGACGUCACGCAGUCAAAGCCUCAGCUCCGACUUUGGCCCUCUUUGCGGCGGCAGCGGGGAAUAAAAGGAACCGAGCUGCUUUUCAACCCCAGGUACUCAUUGAACAUGGAUGCUACACCAUGGCAUUCAAUGGCAUCCGAGAUCUUGAGUCCGAGAAACAACUCUGGUCAGGGCAUUGUCGCGUCUCCAGGGCAUGGUUGGGUGUUAAUGUGACGACUGAUAAAGUCCUGCAUUUCGAUCUCAUCUUGAUGGAUGCCAAGGAACAGCAGGUCUACACCAUUAAAAACUUUGAGCUUCACACGACCCAACUGAAAUAUCGCCCCAUUGCCAAUACAUAUAUCAUGUCGUUCUCCCGGAAGACUACUGUUGAGCAUGUUCCCGAUGUCCCUUCCAUUCCUGCCUUCAAAUUCAAAUUCCUCAAAGCAAGUGAGAUGGCAUCUAAAUUGAAUGAUGUGGUCGUACUCUCAGGUGAACUUUGCUUUAAUUCUUCGGGUUCAACAGUGUUGUAUCCCAACCUUGAUAUCCCAGAAGUAAAGGCUUUCACAACCAGAUAUCGUAUACAGCUUGAUGUUGAAAGCAGUUCUGUGCCAGCUACCUUUAUCAUCUUUGAGUAUGAAGCAAAACGCUUCUUUGGUGUCAGUGGUAAUGAUCUUUUCAAUAGGACGGGUCAGAACAAUGAGGUACCCCCUCCAGAUCUACUCCAAAUAGUUGGUGAGACCAAACUAUUCCAUGUCAAGUUCAAGCUAAAUCUCUACAGUGAUUCACAAGCUGAUUUCACCGUCUUAAAAGUCUUGGAACCCACAGAACAGCGUGCCGUAUCAGUGAUGGCUCUCCGCAAUUUAGCCCAAUUGAACCUCCAUGACAAUGACCAGGCUGUUCGCGUCAGGCUCCUGCGUUUAUGGCAUACAAUGAGGCCUGAUGGUGUAACGCUUGACCAAAUCCACAUGUUGUUUCUCGACAACCAGUUGUUUGCUCCUCUUCUUCACGUGGGAAGGAUCUAUUUCUUGAGCAACUUUUUGGUCCAAGAAUAUGAUGAUACGUAUAGAGUUGCUCCUGCAACUAUCCGAAUCCGCUUUCAUAAUGAUACGGUGAUUGAGGAACUCCAGAAUGCAGCCGACAUACCAACAUAUAGCUUUCGGUUUUUGGCUGCUAAUGAUCUUCCCUUUGCUGUCCAUAAUCAUGAAUAUUUGUCUGAUUUAAUUGGGGAGGUUGAAACUGUUGAACAAGAAGAGGUCCUAUUCGAAGAUGCUGCUAUUUUACGGCGAAAGGGAGUGCAGCUUAGAUUGAUUGAUAUAGAAAAUGUCCCGCUGGCCAUUGACUACACGUUGGAGGAUGCUAUAUGGUUAAGUGAGAUAUGUUCCAUUUCGGAACUGAAUCUAUAUAAGACUGAUUUCACCAACCAGGGGAAUUUGUACCUUACUACUGCAACAGUCAAGGAUGUUACUGUUUCUUGGUCAAGUGUGCAUCUCAAGUUUAUGGUGAGGCUGACUGUUGCUACUGGUCCUCAUGAGGCUUCUAUCAUGUUUAUGACUACCAAGUUCCGGUGGAUAGCAAGUCGUAUCAUUGAGGCUACAGACAAGGAAUGGACCAAUGACUUCAGGACUCUCCUAGCUGCUCUCAGGGGGAAUAUAUUGAAGUUUAUGAUUGAAUUUGGAGAUUUCAACGGCCAGACCAAUGAGUUUGAUUUGGUUCUUCGCAAAUUAUUCUGGUAG